AUGCAAGCUGCAUCUUCAGGAAUUGGAUACGGUCUCAAAUAUCAGGCUAGAUGCAUAUCGGAUGUAAAAGCAGACACAGAUCACACUAGCUUCCUCGCUGGCACUCUCAGCCUCAAAGAAGAAAACGAGGUACAUCUGAUUCGGCUCUCGUCCAGUGGAACCGAACUCUUCUGCGAGGGAUUGUUUUCUCACCCCAACGAGAUCUGGGACCUCGUCUCUUGUCCGUUUGAUCAACGGAUCUUUUCCACUGUCUACUCUAACGGUGAAACGUUUGGGGCAGCAAUAUGGCAGAUACCUGAGUUAUAUGGCGAGUUAAAUUCCCCUCAGCUAGAGAGAAUUACCUCCCUUGACACUGAUUCUUGCAAGAUUAAAUGUAUUCUUUGGUGGCCAUCUGGAAGACAUGAUAAAUUGAUCAGCAUCAAUGAGGAAAAUCUGUACUUGUGGAAUCUAGAUGUUUCAAAGAAAACUGCACAGGAAGAAUUCAUGAUGAUUUGGCAAAGCUCCUCCACUGCCUUCCCAUAUAUUCAAACAAAACCUCAGGUACAAUCACAAGAUUCAGCUGGUAUGCUGCACAAGUUAUCUGGAGGGGCAUGGGAUCCCCAUGAUGUGAGUUCUGUUGCUGCAACUUGUGAAUCAUAUCUCCAAUUUUGGGAUGUCAGAACAAUGAAGAAGACUAUUUCAGUUGAAUGUUCUCAUGUAUGCAGUGUUGAUUACCAUCCUCAGAAGCAGCACAUACUUGUGACGGCAGAACAUGAGUCUGGAAUACAUAUUUGGGAUCUAAGAAAACCUAAAGUUCCCAUCCAAGAGCUUCCCGGACAUACUCAUUGGACAUGGACUGUCAAGUGUAAUCCAGAGUAUGACGGAAUGAUCUUGAGUGCUGGUACGAAUUCAACUGUCAACUUGUGGCUUGCCUCAACGAAUCAUGAGGAGUUAACAACUGAAAGACAAGUAGAUUCAUCUGCCCGAUGGGUUGAUCCAUUGCUUAAUACAUACAGUGAUUAUGAAGACAGCAUUUAUGGGCUCACGUGGAGUUCUCGUGAACCAUGGAUCUUUGCAUCAUUAUCCUAUGAUGGCAGGGUUGUUGUAGAAUCAGUUAAGCCUUUCAUCCCCCAAAAAUGA
Messenger RNA from Sphenostylis stenocarpa, 1119 nucleotides. NCBI's taxonomy places the organism in Eukaryota, Viridiplantae, Streptophyta, Magnoliopsida, Fabales, Fabaceae. The record is from the annotation of a GenBank genome assembly.